This is a messenger RNA of Arabidopsis arenosa, 1457 nucleotides long. The record is from the annotation of a GenBank genome assembly. Lineage: Eukaryota; Viridiplantae; Streptophyta; Magnoliopsida; Brassicales; Brassicaceae.
UCAAAAUUAGGGUUCUUCAGAGAAAGGGAAAAGGGGAAUUUGCAAUUUCUGGGUUAGGGUUUGGAAUUAUGUCUAAUUGGGUUGGGGAUACAUCGGAUUAUACGCCGUGGAAAGAAUUAGUUUAUCAAAGUGAUCCUGAUGAUCCUAAUUUCGAGCCUCUAGAGAGUGAGAGUGAUGUGGUCGACAGUGGAAUUGAAAGCGGAGAUGAGGGAGAUGGUGAGGACGCUAGUGCUGGAGGAGACGACUCCGACAGUGAGACUGAAAAAGAUGGAGGAGACAACGAUAGAGAGUGUGACAACAACGACAGAGACUUUGAGAAUGAUGGAAACGAUGGCAGAGAUGAAAUCCGAAGGAAGAGAAAACGACAUGAAGGUGAAGGUGAAGAAGGUCAAAGAGAGAAAAAACCGAGGAGAAAAGAGAACAAAGAUCUGUGUGAAGAAGACAUAAUGGAGAGGUUUGAGUUCGAGAUGGAGGAAGCAAUGGCAAAUUGGUUUGAUGCGUUUCAGAUUCGUCGUGGUGUAAUUCCAGAGAGUGAUAAUGAAGAUGAGGAUCUUGUGGUCACUAGAGAUAGGAAGAUUAGAGGAACACAAUUCUCACAUCUUCAACCUGAAUCUUCAGUCUUAUCGAGUCUACUAAAAGAAGCAGCUACAGAAGACAGGACAGUAAUUAUUACCAUGGUGGAUCGAGAAUGGGCAAAACCUGACUCUAUUCUUGAUCUGUUCCUGGAGAGUUUACGAAUUGGAGAAAGAACCAAACACUUGCUAAACCAUUUGAUCGUUGUGGCUUUAGAUGAUCAAGCUCUUAGAUAUUGUCGUCGUGCCCACCCGCAUUGUUAUCUUCAUAGAGGUUCGAGAAAAAAGUCAGAAUCUUUAAAACCGGAUGGUCUUGUUACCGGUUGGAGCAAGAAGUCUUUGGUUAAAGAAAUUUUAGAACUCGGUUACCACAUAAUGUUCACCGAAGCAGAUGUAAUGUGGCUAAGAAAUCCUCUAAUGCAUUGCCACCCACAAAAUCAUAUCUCAGUGGCUUGCGGGCUCUCAUCGAGUGAUCAUCAACAUGAUCAUUUAACAACAAAAAACACAGGAGGUUUCUUCUAUGCCAAGUCCAAUGAUAUAACCAUAGACAUGUUUAAGAUCUUGAACGUAGAGAGGGUUUUGUAUCCUGAAACUGGAAACCAAUCCUUGUGUGACAUUGUCAAGCGCGAAGAUGUAGUUGACGCCCUUGAUAAGAAAGUAACCUAUUUGGAUGAUGCUAACUUUGGGAGGUUUUGUCAACCAAAUCCACAAGAUCAAAGCAAGAUAACUACAGUUCAUGCAAGUUGUUGUAAUGAUACAAAGAGUAAGAGUGAAAUAGAGAGAUUGGUGUUCUUCGAUCAUGCUCGCAAAGUAUCAGAAGCUACCUACGUCAAAAACAAUUAAUCUAAAUUGUUGGAGGAACAUCAAUCAAUAGCUUCAUAUUGC